UUUGAAGAUCUGGCUUUGAUCAGUCAUCGUGUCUUUAAAAACAAAACAGCGAAGCCAACGUAACUUUUGUGUCUAGUUUAUGGAAAGAGCAAAGCCUCUCCCCCUCUGUAACACUGAGAUGCCAAACAGACAGGUGUGGGUGUCAGACCAGGUGGCUCUGAAAUGCCUCUGUUCCAGUACUUAUUGUUAAAGGCAUUGGAGAAGGCUCAUGGAGUUCCUGCCGCCCUUCCGACGCGUGCUGCAGCCCGAGGAGAUGUGGCUCUACAAAAACCCCUACGUCGAAGCGGACCAUGUUCCCACCGUCCUCAUGUUUUUCAUCGCGUUUCUGUCUCCCUUGUUGCUCAUCAUCCUGGCAAGGCUGUUCAUGGGUGCCGACCGCGAGGACUCGAGGGAAGCCUGCCUUGCUGCCAGCCUUGCUCUUGCCCUGAACGGGGUUUUUACAAAUGCCCUGAAGCUCAUUGUGGGGAGACCACGGCCUGACUUCUUCUACCGCUGCUUCCCUGACGGUCGAGCCAACGCCGAGCUGCUGUGUGCGGGGGACAGCCGCAGAGUGACAGAGGGACGCAAGAGCUUCCCCAGCGGACACGCGUCCUUUGCCUUUGCUGGCCUUGCCUUCUCUGCCUUCUACCUGGCGGGGAAGCUGCACAGCUUCGUUCCGGGGCGGGGGGGCCGGGCCCUGCGCUUCUGUGCCUUCCUCCUCCCCCUCUUCCUGGCCACCCUCAUCGCCGUGUCCCGCACCUGCGACUACAAGCACCACUGGGAAGAUGUGUUGGUUGGCUCAGUGAUGGGCUUGGUGCUCGCGUACCUGUGCUACAGGCAGUACUACCCUCCCCUGACCGACGCCACGUGCCACAAACCAUCUCUGGCCAAGCCCAAAACGCUGCCAGCACAUGAGGAGAAGCCUCCAGCUCCCAACUUCCACAUGAACGUCUAGUGUUGAGCUCUGUCCUGCCUGCUCCCUGGAUGCCAGGGCAGGGCAAGGCUUGGGGCAGGCUCUGAUGAGGAUGAACCCCUGGGCAGGUGUUCCCUGCCGAGCCGGUGAGUUUCCUGCCCUGGCCCUCGUGUUUCAUUUCACUGAGUUUUGUAGGCCACCCCCUCUUGAGGCUCGCUGUGGAGCGAGGGAGGCACUCGGGGUGCCAACCUGCAGGGCUCUGAAGGUCCUGAACAGGAACUGGGAAAACGUGACAACCCAGUGUGCCCAGUCUGGUGGGAGUUCUUGUGUACAGUCUAGGAAGCACCACCGGUCACCUCCCUGCAAUCCAGCCAAGAUGUCCCAGCCCUUCUCCUGGGAAAUCAAAUGCAGG
Pseudopodoces humilis (Tibetan ground-tit) is the source of this 1304-nucleotide messenger RNA. It is a transcript of the gene PLPP5, whose product is annotated as phospholipid phosphatase 5. Gene Ontology annotation, molecular function: phosphatidate phosphatase activity. Gene Ontology annotation, cellular component: membrane. NCBI's taxonomy places the organism in Eukaryota, Metazoa, Chordata, Aves, Passeriformes, Paridae. The record is from RefSeq and is a predicted model, not a curated record. Gene Ontology annotation, biological process: phospholipid dephosphorylation; phospholipid metabolic process.